GCAGAGACCAUCAUAUUGUCGUCGUAAAGGCUAAGCAAACCAGAGAGAUUCAUUCAAACCCAAAACCCAUUCAUUCAUUCAUUCCGAAUCGGACAUGGCGGCGGAAGAGGGAACGGUCAUCGGCGUCCACACCGUCGAAGCAUGGAAGGAGCAUCUCGAGAAGGGAAACGUCUCCAAGAAACUCAUUGUGGUUGACUUUACUGCUUCCUGGUGUGGUCCUUGCCGUUUCAUUGCACCAAUUCUGGCUGAGAUUGCUAAGAAGUUACCACAUGUUGUCUUCCUCAAGGUGGAUGUGGAUGAGUUGAAGACUGUUGCUGAGGAAUGGAAUGUUGAGGCCAUGCCAACCUUCCUCUUCUUGAAAGAAGGCAAGGCAGUGGACAAGGUUGUGGGUGCUAAGAAGGAAGAGCUGCAACUCACAAUAACCAAGCAUGCUGAAGCUCCUGGAACUUCUACUGCUUGAACUAUCAUAUGAAGAUCAAGAAUAAUAACAUUUAGAGUCAGUUACUCAGUUUGCAUGUUUCCAUUACAGCUAUGGUGUUUGCGAAAUGUGAGUGUAGGUGAAGAAUAAAUUGUUGCAUUGUGGUACUUCAAAUGACUAUUUAUUAUGAGAUAUUUGUACAAUUAAGAUAUUUUAUUGAUAAUGGUUGCUUUGGUUGA
Messenger RNA from Lotus japonicus, 657 nucleotides. RefSeq names its product thioredoxin H-type-like. Lineage: Eukaryota; Viridiplantae; Streptophyta; Magnoliopsida; Fabales; Fabaceae. The transcript is spliced from 3 exons. The record is from RefSeq and is a predicted model, not a curated record. Gene Ontology annotation, molecular function: protein-disulfide reductase activity. The coding region runs from base 95 to 460 and encodes 121 amino acids.